Molecule: messenger RNA, 1310 nt
Organism: Nasonia vitripennis (jewel wasp)
Lineage: Eukaryota; Metazoa; Arthropoda; Insecta; Hymenoptera; Pteromalidae
Product: zinc finger protein 45
Exons: 2
Coding region: 153-1118 (321 amino acids)
Cellular component (GO): nucleus
Source: RefSeq, a predicted model, not a curated record
GCGUCUCUUCCGUACAGUAUUAAUUCAGCCUCUGACUGAUACAGAGCUGACAAAUUUCGAAUCGUCAAUAAGUGUAUUUACCUUCAUUAAUUUAAACUUUGAUUAACUAGAAUACUAGCUAACUGGAAUAAGUGAACCGAAAAUUGAUAAAAAUGGCUAGUCAAAUUUUCGCCACGUCGUCGAUCGAAAGCUUUGCACCUAUCUAUCCGAUCAUCGCGAUGGACUUCUCGGAUACAAAUUAUGAAAAUAUUUGGAUGAAUUUGGAUGAAGUAAAAAUCGCAAGCCCUGCAGCGAUGCAUCCGAUAUCCACGACAGACUUUUUGGAAAUGGGUUGUGGAAAUGUUUUGACAGAUCUGGAUGAAGAAAAACUGUUGAACAGUAUUUUCAACGAGGGCAUAAACACGACUAACAAUGACGCGAAUUCCGUACAAACUUCUGACGAUGAUAUGCAAGAAUUUAUGAGAGAAUUUGUUCUUAUUAGUCCCAAAGAUACUAAACCGCAAUUGAGUUAUACGUUGGAUAAUUCAGAGGAGAAUUUAUCAAGAAGUUCCGAGUAUAAACCUGUAUCGCCUAAUACCGAAAAUGACCAGUCUCUGCUGUUUACUGAUAUAUCACAAACAACGCAGAGCUCGCCGGAAGCCUCCAGCUCUCCAGUAACCACCCCAAAACCAUCGAUCAAUAUCAACAACAUCCCUUUGUCCUUUCGACAACAACGAUACCGAUCUCUAAAACUCUCGCAAGUCUGCGAAGUCUGCGGAAAAGCCUUCAGGACGCGUCAACACCUGCAACGUCAUCGUCUCGAAAAACACGCGGAAGAUCUGUGCCUGGACUUGGUCCCCUAUACCUGUCAACAAUGCAACAAGCAUUUCAAGCGUCGGGAACAUCUGCAGAUCCAUCAACGCACGAAACACUCCAACGUCAAGGAUUACAAGUGCGAGACCUGUGGAAAAGAAUUCGUCACUAAGAGUCACCUCAAGAGACACAUGCUGUAUCACGAGAGAACGAAAACCAAAACUGCGUCGAUUUGCACAGGCUGCGGGAGAGCUUUCGCGAGAAAGGGUAAUUUGGCUAAGCACGUGGCUAACGGGUGCAUUGGUAUUAGGUCACCUGGUGCAUAAAUUUGAAGGGACGAUCGAAUGUCAGGACUCUUUUUAUAUUAACUAAGCUGCUGAGCAGCGUAUAAAUCUAAUCGUUGUUUCUUCUGUUUUUGGACUUGCAGCUUUGUCUAACAUUAGCUGUGUACUGUAAUUUUAUGUCAAAUUGAUUUUGUACUAUUUCGAGGCAAAUAAACGAGGAUAUUUUGCAGAGAA